AUGGCCAAGAAAUAUCUGGUGUUGGCGGCUGCGGCGGUCGGAGUCGCCCUUCUGGCUGGGAUCAUCUCUGCCUGUGUAUUGCUGAUCGGCGGGGAGUCAGACUCCCCGGCUGCUGUCCCAGUGUUUUCCACUGGUGGAGACAUGUUGGACUACCUGAAGCAGAUGGGACACAUCGGUGAAACCGACGGCCUGUUGGCCACCUGGUUCCACAGAGCCAACAACAAGAGCGAAAUGAACAAAGCUCUCACAACUCCUGUCAUGAUCCUGGAGGCCGACAUCACUCUGGAGGGGUACGGGACCGUCAAUCAGAGCCUGGUCCCCAUCAUGGCUCAUCCGCCAGACAUCUACAGCGACAACACUCUGGACCAGUGGCUGGACGCCGUGCUCUCAUCUGACAAAGGUAUAAAACUGGACUUUAAGUCUCUGGAGUCCGUCGGCCCGUCGCUGGACCUGCUCAAUGAAAAGAACAACCGGACGAGAAUCAACCGGCCGGUGUGGGUGAACGCAGACAUCGUCCAGGGACCCAACGUUCCCAACUUCCUGCCAGCGAUCAAUGGAACCAGAUUUUUGGAAGUGGUCCAGGAGAAGUUCUGGGAUGUGACUUUGUCUCCAGGAUGGAAGGCGACGUAUCUUCCUCCGAUUUUAGUUGGAACCUACACCAGGACCAUGGUGGAAGAAAUGUAUGAACUGGUCAAAGAUGUCCCGCAAAAGGUGACGUUUCCAGUUCAUGCCAUGAUGGUCCGUAGCGGCUGGCAGCACAUCAGCUGGAUCCUCAGCCAGUCCUCCAACUACAGUCUGACUCUGUGGCAAGGUUCGAUCCACCCCCCUCUGGACGACUUGCUGUUCGUCCGGGACAACAGCCACCCUGCCAGAGUCUACUACGACAUAUAUGAACCUACGCUCACACAGUUUAAAGGAGCAGCAAGAAGCCAAAACCGAGUGAGGAGAUUCUAUCCUGGAGGAGAUCUGAUGGACUUCCUGCAUCCGGCUCAGCAUCUGGAGGACAGCUUCCUGUCGGGACGUCCGGACAGCCUGGCCGUGUCGUGGUUCACAGUGACCGAUGGGUCGUCCCUGUCGGCUCGCCUCGCAGAUGAGGUGGGGGGGAUGCUGGUCCUUCAUGUGGCUCCUCACGGUGAAAAGCCCCGCUUCCCUGUGGUGCAGCGUUCUGGAUCCCAGCCGCUCACGCUGGAGGAAGUUCUCCAGACGCUCGGGCAGCACCCUAAAGCCCCGUGGGGUAUUUACCUGAGGGUCCACUCCUAUGAGGUUCUGGAGGAUUCUCUGGACCUGCUGCGCUCGGCCUACACCACAGAGAGGCUGUACCGGCCCGUGUGGAUCAGCGUGGAGGAUCCGAACAGCAGCAACAGCACAGAGGACUUUGUUUCCACAGUGGAAAGGCUCUUCCCCUACGUGACUCUGGUGCUGGCCGAGCAGACAUGGCCGUCUGUCGUCCCGCCGGCGGUGUCCGGCCUGUCUCAGAGGGUGGCUCUGCAUCUGGACACGGCGGCGGUCCUGGGCGGAGAGACGCAGCGCCGCUCUCUGACCCAGCUGAUGGACAGAUACCACUUUAUAUUGGAGUGGAAGGAGGAGAGCAGGGCCGGAGACCUCGCCGUCCUGAAGGCGCUCAGAGAUCAGCACUCAGGGAGGGACGACGCAAAGCUGUAUGUGAUGUCUGAGGAGUCCUAA
Molecule: messenger RNA, 1683 nt
Organism: Salarias fasciatus (jewelled blenny)
Lineage: Eukaryota; Metazoa; Chordata; Actinopteri; Blenniiformes; Blenniidae
Gene: fam151a
Product: family with sequence similarity 151 member A
Exons: 12
Coding region: 1-1683 (560 amino acids)
Source: RefSeq, a predicted model, not a curated record